Triticum urartu is the source of this 3076-nucleotide messenger RNA. RefSeq names its product disease resistance protein RGA2. The record is from RefSeq and is a predicted model, not a curated record. NCBI's taxonomy places the organism in Eukaryota, Viridiplantae, Streptophyta, Magnoliopsida, Poales, Poaceae. Gene Ontology annotation, molecular function: ADP binding.
ACGUCAGAAAGUAGCAAGUCAAAGCACAGAGGAGAAUACAACUGGUAAUACUUCAAUCAGUAUCAGAGGGCCUGGUAUACAUUGCAAUUUUGUGCUGAAAACCAUCUGGAUUUUACAUUUUAGAAACAAACAAACAAAACCCCGUUGAAACUUGUUACUACCUCCCUCCGAUCCAUAAUAAGUUGGAUCGGAGGGAGUUGUAUAUAUCCCGCUUGCUGCAAACCAUAUUUUCAGAGUGUCAGGACAAACCCCAGUUCCGUCCACGCUGGAUUCAGAGAUGCAAAACUAACUGACGCUUAAGGAUGCUAGCGGAGGGGCGAUGUGAACAACUCAAAUUGAGAUUCUUGCUGACCGCGAGAAACUCGUCACUCUAUAAAGCGCUCUUGUGACCAUUCAUCACUCUCAAAUCUUCGUGAAGUUCUACAGAUCCAUGGUACUAGCUCCGCCACAAAUUAUAACACCGUUUUAGGGUUUAAAGUCAAUAUUCUAGCCAUGUUUUCCCCCCUUUUCGUGUGGGGGAUCUUUAGUACUGUCUCAAAAUAAGUGUCGCUGAUUUACUAUAAAAUUGUACUGAAUCAGCGACAUUUAUUUUGAAACGGAGGGAGUAGUUUGGUUGGAAAAUUUAGCAGGCUUGAUUGGGACAUGAAUCAAUGUUCUAUACAUUUCUUUCAUGUAUCAAAAUAAAGAAUAUUGCUUUUUUAUUUUGAGGGAAGAAUAUUGCUUUAUUAGUAGUACUGACUCACUGUCGUAUUGGGUCAAUUUCGACGGCCUUGUUGUCAAAGUUACGACGGGUCCAUCUGUCCAUGGGCAGAAGCCAGGACUUCUAUGCCUCAACCCGAACCACAAGUUGGUCUUUCCCUCUUCUCUUCUUUGGUAGAUCCAUCUAUCCCACCAGGAACAUUGCAGGGGCCUUCCGAAAUGGAGCCGCUUCUCUCUGCAAUCGUGGGUGAUCUUGUCAGCAGAGCCCUGUCCAUGGUAACCCAGAGAUACCUGCAGUCCAAGGGAGCAGAGGAGGAGAAGCUCCAGAGGCUACGGGCAGUGCUGCUAAGGAUCGAUGCCACCGUCGAGGAGGCCGAGGGGAGGCACAUCACCAACCAGGCAAUGCUCCAGCAGCUCCAGAUGUUGAGACGAGGUAUGUACAGAGGCUACUACACGCUCGACACCUUCAGAUACCGAGAGCACAGGGACGAGGCCGAUGGCAAGGCGAGCACUCGCCGUUCGCUUGCCCUGUCCAGAUUCAGCCCUUCCAGUUCCAGACGUACCUCCUCCUCCGUGUGCGAUGCCCAGAGGAUGGACCUGGUGCUUGAUGCCGGGAGCUGCAACAAUCUCGACAAGAUGCUCAGCAGCCUUGAGAGAAUGAUUGGUGACAUGCAGGAGUUCGUGAUGUUCUUGGGCAGCUAUCCUCGAAUCUCCCAGCAACCUUACGACGCGUAUUUGUUUCAUGAUCAGGUUAUGUUUGGCCGGCAGAUGGAAAAGGAGACAAUUUUGAGCUUUCUGCUUUGUAGAGAGGCUGCAAGGAAUGGAAGUCUGGGUGUGCUGCCGAUAAUUGGUCCAGCGAGAGUCGGAAAGAGUACACUUGUUGAGCAUGUCUGCCUUGACGAGAGGGUGCGGAGGCGCUUCUCGUCGAUCGUCUUCUUCAGCGGAAAUGAUCUCAAUGGUGGAAACUUGGCCACUCUAAAAGGUAGCGGCGUGAUCAAGCAUCAGAACCUUGCUUCCACCCCGCAUGGAGACUCACUGGCUGUAAUUGAGCUAGCAGGGGACAUGGACGAGGAAACAUGGAGGGGGUUGUACACCUCGGCAGCAAGCCACCUGACGCCAGGCAGUAAAAUCAUACUCACCAGCCGUUCAGAGAAGAUAGCAUCAUUAGGAACGGCACAGUCUCUUGUGCUGAAAUUUUUGUCCCAAGAAGCUUACUGGUAUUUCUUCAAGACGGCUGCAUUCGGAAGCACAGACCCUGGUGAGCAUCCUAACCUGGCAGCCCUCGGCAUGGAGAUCGUCGUCCACAUGAACAGAUCAUUCGUGGCAGCGAACACCGUUGCCAGCUUACUGAGAACCAAUCUUGACACACGGUUUUGGCGCAGAGUGCUGAGAUGCUUGAGAGAUUUUGCAAGCAAGCACCUGAGCAUGUUUGGCGAGCACCCGACCAAUCUCCUGCAGAAGGACCAGCCUGUGUACAUGUGGACAAUGGCCAAGACAAGCAAUGUCGUCGUAAUGCGUGAUAUUUAUCAUGAGCCCUCUCCCAAGAUCAGUGAGGUUCCCAGGAUAACGACACAGGAUGUUUUGUCUGGGCGAGUUAUGUCUGAAGGGACAUUCCAAGCAGUGGCAUGGAGGUCCAGGAUACCUCCCUGCUACACCUACUUGGUGAGCUUCAUUGUGUCACGGACAGACAAGCACGCGGUGCUCGGUAAGAAGCGGUCUCGGCAGGAGAGAAUUUGAUGUAAAAUGCAAUAAUGUAUAGCUAAUAUGAUUGCAAAGUGCACGCCUUACCUUUUUUUUAACAGCGCCCAACAUCUCCUCACUUAUGUGUGGCGGCUUGCUCCAUGGAUCUCCAGCUAUAUCUCCACAAGCCGAGUACUGAACUCAACAGUCCACACUCAUCACACAGCAUAACCGUCUGGCAGAACUGCUUCAAGCCAGACUGACAGAACCAUUUUUAUCUGCAAGGCAGGCUGACAGAGAAAACCAGUAGGAAGGAAGAGAUGUUACUGAUACAAAACCCUGACAGUUAGUAGUCCAACACUACAGAAGAGCAGCAGCAUUUUACAAGAUCUCUGAGCGAUCGUGCCUUUCCCAGUGAAAUUACUGCACUGCACAUGUAGUCUAUAUGUAAAGGAAGUAUGUUCAAUACAAUGCAGGGUCAGCUCCCCUGUAAGACCUUUUAGGGAUUUCACUAUAGACUACAUACGGAGCAAAAUGAGUGAAUCUACACUGUAAAGUAUGUCUAUAUGCAUCCCUAUGUAGUUCAUAGAGGAAUCUCUAAAAGGUCUUAUAUUUAGGAACGGAGGGAGUAGCAUGGAGCCUGGCCCAUAUGCAACACAAACUCUAUUAUUUCUGUCAAUUCAUUUAUACUUUCAUA